Messenger RNA from Theobroma cacao (cacao), 3184 nucleotides. The record is from RefSeq and is a predicted model, not a curated record. Lineage: Eukaryota; Viridiplantae; Streptophyta; Magnoliopsida; Malvales; Malvaceae.
AACUGUUUUUGCAGGAUUUACAUGGCUUGGUCUGAUGUGUCUUCUGUUAUCCUAAGGAUUGGUGAGCUUCUAACUCAAGAGGCAACAUCCCUAUGGGGAGUGGAGGAGCAAGUUGAUCGUUUGCAAACGGAGCUUAAAUGGAUGCAAAGCUUUUUAAUAGAUGCAGAUGCUAGACGAGGUGAGAGUGAAAGCGUGCGUCUUUGGGUCUCUGAAAUAAGAGAUCUUGCAUAUGAUGCUGAGGAUGUCGUCGAGACUUUUGCUCUGAGGAUCGGGUCCAAGAGGAAAGGAGGUUUUUCAAAUGCCGUCAAAAGAUCUGUUUGCAUCUUGAAUGAAGAAUGGAUGCUCCACAGGAUCAGGUCUGAGAUAGAAGAAAUCAUAACCAAAAUCACUGACUUGACGCGACGCCUACAGACGUAUGGGAUAAAGGAAUUAAGGGAUGGAGAAGGGUCAAGUUCUUCCUAUGAAAAACUAGAGUCGAGGCGAUCUUUUCCUCAUGAUGUUGAAGAUAAUAUUGUUGGAUUCAAUGAUAAAAUUAAGGAAUUGGUCUCGGUCAUUAUUGAUGAGGCCGGAAGGAAUUACCAAGUUGUUUGCAUAUGUGGAAUGGGUGGUCUGGGGAAGACUACUCUUGCUAAAAAGGUCUACCAUCACAGCCUGGUUAGAGGUCAUUUUAAUCACUUGGUUUGGGUAUAUGUCUCUCAGCAUUGCCAAAGGAGAAAAGUCUGGGAAGACAUUCUCUGUGGUCUUAAGAUUAUGGACAAGGACCAGGUCAAGAGGAAGAGAGAGGAAGAUUUAGCAGAGAUGUUGUUUAACUUCUUGAAGGAUAACAAAUGUUUGGUGGUACUCGACGACCUUUGGAGCAUUCAGGAUUGGGAUAGUAUAAAACCUGCGUUCCCAAAGAGUGAGACAAGCAGCAAGUUUUUGCUCACUUCUCGCAACAAAGAGGUGGCUUCACAUGUAAAUAGAACAAGUUACCUGCAUGAAUUGGACUGUUUAAAUGAAGAAAACAGUUGGAAAUUGUUUCAGAAAAUCGCAUUUCCUAACAGAGAUUCUUCAGGAAAUGAAGUUGAUGCAAAAAUGGAAGAGUUUGGAAAGAAUAUAGUUAGACAUUGUGGAGGGAUGCCUUUAGCCAUCGUUGUGUUGGGAGGAAUUUUGGCUACAAAGAAUUCAUUAAAUGAAUGGCAACUGGUGUCUAAAAAUGUCAAGUCAUACCUGAAGAGAGGCAAAGGCCAAGGGGUUGAGGAUGUACUAGAAUUAAGCUAUGACGAUUUGCCACCCUAUUUAAGAUCAUGUUUCCUUUAUUUAAGUCAUUUUCCAGAAGAUUGCGAGAUAUCUGCAGAAAGGUUGAUUCAAUUGUGGAUUGCAGAAGGUAUUGUUUUAUCAAAUCAAAAUAAAGGAAAUGGAGAGGAAAUUGUAGAAGAUGUGGCAGAAAAUUACUUAAUUGAGCUAGCAGAAAGGUGCAUGAUUCAAGUUGGAGAAAGAGAUGCAUUAUUGAAGAUCAAAACAUUGCACAUGCAUGAUCUCAUGAGGGAUCUCUGCUUGUUAAAGGCAAAACAAGAAAACUUUCUUUGCAUCAUUGAUCACUCAAGUGGAAAUCAAUUUCGAAAAGAUAUUUCCUCAUCCACAAUUCGUGGAGUCCGUAGAGUUGCUGCACAUGUAUUUCCUCAAGUUCAAUGCAUUAAAAAUCCCCAUCUUAGAUCAUUUUUGUUCUUCUUUGAAGUUUGGAACAAUCAAACUGAAGCGCUUACAGACCCAAAGAUGAUAAAGAGGGUAAAUUACAUUCUAGAACAUAGUGAGAAUCUAGACCCACUUUCCCGUAUCUUCAUACUUUGGACAAAAUAUAUAUUGUGGAGAUUUUGGACAUACAUGUUCAACAAUUUCAAAUUUCUCAGAGUCCUAUAUUUUGAAGGAAGAGUUUAUGACGCGGGAAUCAAGUUACCCUGUGAUAUAGGUAAUCUAAUCCACUUGAGAUUCUUGUGUUUAAAGGAUUUAAGUUUCUUUAUGCCAAAGUUGCCAGCAUCUCUAGGCAGCUUAAGGUGCUUGCAAACCUUGGAUCUAAGAGUUCAAAGAAUUGUAUAUCUAAAUGGAGACGUUGGUGGACCUAUUCAUGUACCUAAUGUAAUAUGGAGGAUGAAACAAUUAAGACAUCUUUAUCUCCCACAGCAUUGUGACCCUAAGACCAAGUUGAAGUUGUGCACUUUGAGAAACCUUUUAACGCUUGUGAACUUCAACACGAGGAAUUGUUAUGUUGGAGAUCUUCAGAACAUGAUGAAUCUUAGGGACUUGCAGAUAUUUGGGUCAUUCCAUAUUGAAGAUUUUGAGGAUUUGGGUAAGAAUCCUGCUAUACUUGGGAACAAUAAUAUUCUUCGGUCUUUAACCUUAACUAUUGAGAGUAUUGAAAUACCAGACCCAAGACAUUUGACACACCUCAUUUUCGGAUGUGCUAAUAUUUAUGAGUUGAGGUUAGUUCUAAAGAUAGGGAAGUUGCCAGAGUACCAUCACUUCUCUUCAAAUAUUGCUUCUAUAUACUUGCGUAUCUGCAACCUUGUUGAAGAUCCAAUGCCAACAUUAGGAAGGCUACCUAACUUAAGGAUUCUUAAAGUCCGUGAGGAUGCCUUCACUGGAAAGGAAAUGGCUUGCUCUGCACAAAGUUUUGUGAAGCUUGAUUUCCUAAGCAUAUAUCGGCUUCACAAUUUGGAGGAGUGGAAGGUGGAUGAAGGAGCCAUGCCUGCUCUACGCCAUUUGGAGAUCUUUGAAUGCAAGAACCUGAAGAUGCUUCCGAAUGGAUUGAGGUUCAUUACAAACCUCCGAAAAUUGGAGAUUGGAUGGGUGCCAAAGGCAUUCAAAGAUAAACUGGUGGAAGGAGGAGAAGAUUUCUACAAAGUCCAACAUAUUCCUUCUAUCGAAUUUCACCGUUGUGGGGUGUUGUGGCCAUUGAUUCAUUCGGAUAUUGCAACAUCAAGGUGAAGAAGCCACUGCCAUUUGUUUCUGCUCUUCACAAGGGGACCAAGUGUAGUUCUUCCAACUGUGGAAUUGUCUCUAAUUUACUGUCUGAUGCUGUAAAAGUUGGAGACGGAAAGUCGUUUUGUUGACUUGAGAUUGGUGUGUUGUUGUCUUCGUAGUUGAGACUUGAGACCUCUUAUGGAUUUGUUUUUAUGUUAUAAUUAAAGACCUGAAGUGACUCAUA